AUGGGUAAACGUCAGAUCCUUCACAAAUAUGGGACCCAAGAGGGCAGAGAUUCCAGGACUAAGCUGGAGGGCCCGAAGGACGAGGAACCAGAGGAUGAAAGGGGUCUGUCGCCGAUCGAAGAGGAGUCCGAAUCCGCAGGAUCGUCCAGAGACACCUGCAGCGAUGUCGAGGAUUCCGGGGAAGAGGACUCCAAGAGGAAGGAUAUCGAACAAGGAUCUAAGGAUCGGGCUGUAGAUUUGAAAAACUCCUCGGGGGAAGAGAGCAGUUCCGAGGGAGAGACCUUGCAGAGCUUCAGCUUCACGAUCGGACCUCCUCGCGGCCAUCUGAAAUCAGACGCAUCCGGUGAUAACGACGAGAAGACUCUGAAGACUACUUUGGAGUGGCUGAAGGGGAAGGUGGAGGACUCAGCUCGAGAAAUCGUCGCCUUGAAGAAGGAGCUGAGCCUUGAAAAAUCCAGAAAUCGUCAGCAGGUCCUGCAGGUCCUUCGGUAUCGCGAGGAGUGUUCAAAAGAGAGCGAGAUGCUGAAGACGAGCUUGCAGACCUGGAAGGACGAAACGAACGGCAGGCUGCAGUCGCAGGUCGUCAGGUGGCAGAUGGACGAAAGGAAAAGGAUCAACGAGGAGCUCGAAAAAAUCGUCGAGGACAUCAGGAGCAGUCUGGAGAAGGACGCUAAGGAGUGGCAGCGGGAGGUGAAGCGAAGGACAUCCGACCUGACGAAAAAGGAGAGGACCAAGCGAGAGGUCGAUGCCGAAGACACCAGGAUACUCUACGAGAAGAUCCAAAGGCACUUGGGAAACCUCGAUAAGCGGAAUAAAAAAUCCUACGACAACUUCAGGAAGCAAAUCGACGUCUGGGAGGAGCGACUUCGGGAUGAGGUAGUGAAGUUGCACCAGAACGACCUGAAGAAGAUCAGGCGUCAGUUGAAAUUAUGGUACAAGGACCAUGGUACCAGUUGGUACAGCACGAUCUCUCUGGCAUCUCCAGGAAAGGGAGAGUGGCAAGCCGAGGCCCAAAGGACUCCUAAGCAGACCUCCAGGUCGCGAUCCUUCGACCGACCCUCGACAGACGAAGACGAUCUCCUGAAGAGACUUUUCGACAGCAGUUCGAAGGAACUGAGACAAGUCGAACGAACCUUGAAGACGGAGAUUCAGGACGAUCGAGAGGAGUUGACGAAGAGGAUCGACGAUAAGGUCGAGGAGCUCUGGGUAGCUUUCGACGAGUUGAAGCAGAACCUCGCCGUCGAGAGGAGUUACCAGGUCGCCUGGAGAUUUCAACGAAACCAGGUGAUAGACCACCUGGACUCGGAUUCUGCCCAAUCAGACGUUAGUGAUAAACGAGGGUGCCCCAGGAGACGAAAGACCGCGAAUUCUGGGACGAAUACUGAUCUCGACACGGAUGAGGAAGAUGCUGGGAGGAGGCCCAAGAAGGUGUCUUUCAGAAGGAACUCUCUUGUCGAGAUGCCGAUCGUGCCCCAGGUCAGGGACGAGAACUUCCGCAGGAAGUGA
This is a messenger RNA of Orussus abietinus, 1506 nucleotides long. RefSeq names its product myosin-J heavy chain-like. NCBI's taxonomy places the organism in Eukaryota, Metazoa, Arthropoda, Insecta, Hymenoptera, Orussidae. The record is from RefSeq and is a predicted model, not a curated record. The transcript has 5 exons. The coding region runs from base 1 to 1506 and encodes 501 amino acids.